Molecule: messenger RNA, 366 nt
Organism: Paramecium sonneborni
Lineage: Eukaryota; Ciliophora; Oligohymenophorea; Peniculida; Parameciidae
Source: the annotation of a GenBank genome assembly
AUGAUUAUCUAUAAUAAAUUCCCAAUCUAGAACAAAUCUAAUGCAAAAAAUGUAAUCAAUAUAGACAUGUCAAUGGUGUUAUUUAAUUCGAUUUUAUUUAAUGGAAUAAAAGUAAAUUCUCUUUAAUAUUGGAUUUAUAAUUUUUACUUUUUAGCUUUGCCAUUUUUAUAAUAUUAACCUACUAUUCUUUUUUUGAACUGUAUGAAAACUUUGCUCAUGAUAGGAUCUUAAUUUCCUGUUUAGUAUUUUUAUAUACUUCAUGUUUUAAAUUACUAAUAUAUCUAAGAUAUUCACUCAUUUUAAAAAAGUAAAGUUAUUUAUCAAAAGAUUCGAUCCACAAAAUGUUUAAUUUAAUCAGGAUUCUGA